Parus major (Great Tit) is the source of this 1111-nucleotide messenger RNA. It is a transcript of the gene CFAP144, whose product is annotated as family with sequence similarity 183 member A. Gene Ontology annotation, cellular component: ciliary base. NCBI's taxonomy places the organism in Eukaryota, Metazoa, Chordata, Aves, Passeriformes, Paridae. The record is from RefSeq and is a predicted model, not a curated record.
GAGGCGGGCCGGCCAUGGCCGCUCGCAGCGGUGACAGGAGCCCGCCGGACGCGCUGCAGAAUCGCUUCCACAGCGAGCGGGCCAACAAGGAGCGCCGCUGGCAGCUGCUCUUCACGCAGUACACCGUGAACACCCUCAAGCCCGGUGAAGCCUCGCGGCCACAGGGGACUGGCGUAAAGCCCGGGGGCAAGACAAGCCGUGAGGAGUGGGGGGCCGGCAGCGCUCGGCUGCGCCGCAGGGACGAGCAGCUGCACCCAAGCGAGGCAGCAGUGGCCACUGAGAGGGUUCACAUGGUCGCUAGGAAGCCAAUGUCUUGGCAUGAGAAUGUACAUCUACCAAUAAAUGAUGAAUUCUUGAAACUUCUUCACCAUGCAGCAGAGGUGCCAAGAAAGAAAUACUCAGAGCCACAAACUGAAAGCCAAGAAAUUGGCUGGCAUUCAACACCUUUGGUUCCUUUGGACCGCAGUGAUAUCAGAUUCUACUUCCCACGCAAGACAACUGAGAUUACCAUCCAUGGCUACCCUGCACCACGGGGAGAGAAGCCUAAAACUACUACAGCAGGAAAUCUAUAGAUAGAAUGUUAAUGACAUCUAAUGUGUUAGGCCCUACUUGUUAUCCACCAAGUCUGGCAAAUUUCUAGUGAGAGACAACAGAAAAAAGAAAAGUAUAAUCUGUCCAGAUUUGCAGCCUGACAACAGUGACACAAAUAAACCUAUCUGUAAGGCUCUGUAUUCAUCUGACGGCUGUUUCUGAUCCAGCUACACAGAGUCCAAAAAAACAAUCUAACACCUUAAAAAGCUUCAGACUUCUUUUUUUUAUAUCAGCAAUAUGACCAAGAGCUCAAGGUCACCAACUUCAUCUUAACAGCAGUGGUAGAAAAAGCUGGCUUCAGCCACCCCAUUGAACACCUAAACAUGAGUUACACAUAGUUCUGUGCAAACCAUUUAAUGCGUGCACACACACCAAAGGUUUAAGUAGAAAACAAUCCUUCAACAAAACACACAGUAAGAAGAAAUUAGUGAUAAGGCACUGGUUUCCACGGACUUUUUUUUCCUUGCUGCUGCAAAGCAUCCAGCUUGCUCCACAGUUAGCUGAUUGAUGACAGCAGAAA